This is a messenger RNA of Humulus lupulus (European hop), 510 nucleotides long. RefSeq names its product heavy metal-associated isoprenylated plant protein 43-like. Bases 15 to 419 code for a protein of 134 amino acids. The record is from RefSeq and is a predicted model, not a curated record. Gene Ontology annotation, molecular function: metal ion binding. The transcript is spliced from 2 exons. Lineage: Eukaryota; Viridiplantae; Streptophyta; Magnoliopsida; Rosales; Cannabaceae.
UUAAUUUCUCUUCAAUGUUACAAAAAACUGUGUUAAAGGUUGAUCUUUCUUGCCUAAAAUGCAGGAAGAAGCUACUCAAGGCAGUGUCUGCACUAGAAGGUGUUGAUAAAAUAGAAGUUGAUGGAGCCAAGGGAACCCUAAGCAUUACAGGCAAAGCUGAUCCAUACAAGAUCAUAGUAAGUGCAAGAAAAGUUGGGAAACAUGCAGAUGUGGUGAGCGUUGGGCCACCACCCAAACCGGCGGAGCCCCAAAAAAAGGCAGAGGGGAAGGGUGGCUCAGAUGAGAAUAAGAACAAGAAGAAGGGAAACGAAGCUGAAUCAGUCAUCUACAACCCUCACACUUGUCCCCAAUGUGAAACCCUAGUUUUUAUACCAUUGGAUCGUUGGAAUGAGCCCUACCAUUCGUGUUCCAUCAUGUAACGAUUCAAUUCAACCUUUUUAUUUGCCUCUCAGCUCAACCUAGCUUCUAGCUAGUUUAGAAUUAUAUAUAGUGUGCUAAUUAAAUUGGUUU